Lycium barbarum (goji berry) is the source of this 8827-nucleotide messenger RNA. RefSeq lists its product as uncharacterized. Gene Ontology annotation, molecular function: ATP binding; helicase activity. NCBI's taxonomy places the organism in Eukaryota, Viridiplantae, Streptophyta, Magnoliopsida, Solanales, Solanaceae. Bases 274 to 8601 code for a protein of 2775 amino acids. The record is from RefSeq and is a predicted model, not a curated record. The transcript has 15 exons.
UUCUUCAAGAUGAAAAGACCGCCUCUUUCGCUUCCCAAGAACUUACUGUUCAUAUCAAAUUUCUCAACUUUCCUCUUUGUAGUACAAAAACUCCUGUUCGGUGUAGUUGCUUCUUCUUUUCUUUUAGAAAUCAAGAAAGUGGACUUUGAGUACCUAUUGAAAAAGAAAGUUAGAUCAGUCCUUUUGAUUAUUUUUUCUUUAGUAUUGACAGUACUGCUAGUAGCUUUUUCCUAGUACAUUAUUGUGUUAAGGAGACUUCUUUUGGGUGAUCAGAUGAUGGAAGGAAGUUCUUAUAUGAAAAAGAGAACGGUGUUUAUAGAUGAGUUCAUUGAUUUGGUCUUCUCAUGGUCUAUCCAAGAUAUUUUUGAUGAGACUCUAUAUGAAUAUCAGGUGAAGAAUAUUCCAGAAUCAUUUGAAUCAGUAGAUCAUUACCUCGGUUCAUUUUCUGUCCCUUUACUGGAAGAAACACGAGCAAGUAUAGCCGCUUCUUUGGAAGUCAUAGACAAAGCACCCUUUGGUGAAUUGAUCUCCUUCUAUGAAGUAAAACCAUAUGGAUCACUAUUUUUUGAUGUUAAGGUUGAUUAUUGGAGGAAUGUAUGUGGUGAUGGCAGGGAGCCUUAUCGAACAUUGCCUGGAGAUAUUGUCGUUAUCUCGGAUGCUAAACCUGAAACCGCUUCCGACCUGCAGCGGGUCGGAUGGAAUUGGACGUUCGCAUCUGUAACUUACAUCAGUGACAAUGAGAACAACGAUGAUUUAAAUGCUUCCACUAAUUUUAGAGUACAAGUUGCUAGAGAUAAUGGAAUCUCUGAUAGAAUGCAAAAGUCGUUCUAUAUAGUGUUUCUGGUAAAUGUGUUACCGAGUAAGAGAGUAUGGAAAGCACUCACGAUGAGAAAGAAUUUGAACAUUCUCGAGAAAGUUCUGUGCAGUGGGCAUGAGAAACAGGGCGAGGAUAAAUGCGACGUUUGUUCUGCAUCAUCUAUCGAUGGACCAACUGGAGAAGUUGUUAACAGUCUGUUGUCAAAGUUGAAUGAUUCACAGGCCAAUGCAAUCUUGACCUCUCUUGAUGCAUUGAAGUGUCAGCACAAGCCUUCGGUUGAACUCAUAUGGGGUCCACCUGGGACAGGAAAGACUAAGACUACGAGUGUCAUGCUCUUCAUACUAUUGAAUAUGAAGUGCAGAACUCUUACUUGUGCCCCAACAAAUGUAGCGAUAACACAAGUAGCUUCAAAGUUGGUUAAACUGAUCAGAGAGUCGUCUAAAAAUCUUUCUGCACAAAUGGAUCUCGUUUGUCCUCUAGGUGACAUUCUCUUGUUUGGGAAUAAGGAUCGGCUAAAAGUUGGUCAAGAUAUCGAGGAGAUUUACCUUGAUUAUCGUGUCGAUAGGCUGGUGGAGUGCCUAGGACCGAUGACUGGUUGGAAACACUGUAUAAGUUCCAUGAGCGGGUUUCUGGAAGAUUGUGUUUCUCAGUAUCACAUAUAUGUGGAGAACGAGUUGAUCAAACUCAAGGAACUUGCGGAUCAAGAGGAAGCUCGGAAGGAAACAGAAAAAAUCAGCUCAUUGAUUGAUUUUGCUAGAUCCCGUUUUAAUUCUACAGCUUCAUCUUUGAGAAGGUGCAUGCUUAUAUUCUGUACUCAUCUACCAUUAUGUUUUAUUCAGGAGGAGAAUUUUGAAAAGAUGGCAAGCCUCAUCUCCCUAUUCGAUUGUUUGGAGGGAAUGUUAUUUCAAGAGAGUGUUGGCUCUAAAGAACUGGAGGAACUCUUUUCAUGCUCUUCUGAGGCAUUUCUGGGUGAGUUGUCUUUCCCGUGUUUAAGAAACCAAUGCCUUGUUCUUCUGAAAGAUGUUCGCCGAUCUCUUGAGAAACUAAGUCUUCCAAGUGCAAUGAGUAAGAAGUUGAUUGGGGAGUUCUGUAUACAAAUGGCUUCCUUGGUUUUCUGCACGGCCUCUAGUUCGUAUAAGCUUCAUUCAGUGGAUGUGGAGCCAUUUGACUUAUUAGUCGUUGAUGAAGCCGCCCAAUUGAAGGAGUGUGAAUCUGUCAUACCCUUCCAACUUCAAGGUCUGAGGCAUACUGUUUUGGUGGGCGAUGAGUGUCAACUGCCCGCAACAGUUCAGAGCCGAGUUUCUGAACAAGCUGGCUUUGGAAGGAGCCUUUUUGAAAGACUGAGUUCACUUGGUCAUUUUAAGCAAUUGCUUAACAUACAGUACAGGAUGCAUCCAUCAAUUAGCCAAUUUCCAAAUUCAACUUUCUACCAUGAGCAAAUUCGUGAUGCCCCUGAGGUAAAGCAUAAAAUGUAUGAGAAAAGAUAUCUUCCAGGAAGAUCUUUUGGCCCGUAUUCCUUUAUUAAUGUUCCCUUCGGUAAAGAAGAGCUGGAUGAUGUCGGACAUAGUCGAAGAAAUAUAGUUGAGGUGGCUUUAGUGAUGAAGAUAGUGCAUAACUUGUUUAAAGCUUGGAGUGGCUCGAGGAAGAAACUCAGCAUUGGUAUUAUAUCACCUUAUGCUGCGCAAGUUUUGGCCAUACAAGGUAAACUUUGGCGGAGGUAUGAUAACCUUGAGGGUUUUGAAGUUAAGGUGAAGUCAAUAGAUGGAUUUCAGGGAGGGGAGGAAGAUGUUAUAAUAAUAUCUACCGUGAGAUCUAAUCGUGGAGGAUCAAUUGGUUUCUUGUCUAGUCUUCGAAGGACUAAUGUUGCUUUGACCAGGGCUCGACACUGUCUAUGGAUUCUUGGCAAUGAGCUAACAUUACGUCAGAGCAACUCUGUCUGGGAAGCCUUAGUUCUUGACGCCAAGGAUCGUCAGUGCUUCUUUCAUGCUGAGGAAGACAAUGACAUGAGGACAACAAUUUUAGAUGUUAAGAAAGAAUAUGAUCAGCUUGAUGAUUUGCUUAAUGCGGAUAGUAUUCUGUUCAAAUCUCAGAGAUGGAAGGUACUCUUCAGUGACAAUUUUAGAAAAUCAUUUGGAAAGCUAACAUCCUCCCGCUUGAAGAAGUCUGUGAUAAAUCUUCUGGUUAAGCUGGCUAGCGGAUGGCGUCCCAAGAGAAAGAAUGUGGACUUUGUAAAACAAUUUAAGGUUGAAGGGCGGUAUGUCGUUUGCUCUAUUGAUAUUCAGAAAGAAUCCACUUAUAUUCAAGUGCUGAAAGUUUGGGAUGUAUUACCCUUGGAGGAGGUUGCAAAGUUGUUGAAACAUCUUGAUAGCAUAUGUUCUAUGUACACUGAUGAAUUUAUCAAUCUCUGCAACGUGAAGUGUCUUGAGGGGGAUUUAGAAGUUCCAAAGAGUUGGAAGCUUUGUCGUGAGAUUGUUCAGUAUAAAAGCAUUACUGCAAGCACAUUGAAUAAUGAAUCAACUGGUGCAGUAGAUGGUAGAGGUUAUGUUGAAAAUUCCAGAGUCAGUGAAAGCUUGCUAUUGAUGAAAUUUUACUCAUUAUCAUCUGGCGUUGUCAAUCAUUUGCUCUCCAAUCACCAUGGUGAAGAAUUAGAUCUUCCUUUUGAAGUUACUAAUGAAGAGAGGGAGAUAAUCCAAUUUAGGAGAAGUAGUUUUAUCCUUGGUCGCUCAGGCACGGGAAAAACAACAGUUUUGACCAUGAAGUUAUUGCAAAAGGAGCAACAACACCACAAUUCUAUUGAAGGAUUAAAUGAAGUGGGAAAGAAAGGAUCAAAUCAAUGUGUAGGUGAAAUAAAUGAGGAGAUUCAAUGUGUAGGAGAGGCUAGCAGGGCUACGUUGCGCCAACUUUUUGUGACAGUUAGCCCUAAACUUUGUUAUGCCGUCAAACAUCAGAUUUCUCAGCUGAAAAGCUUUUCUUGUGGCGGAAGUUCCGCAGCGGAAAGAAGCGUGCUAGAAAGUGAUGAUUUGGAUGGGACGACACAAUUUAGAGAUAUACCAAACUCUCUUAUUGGCAUUCCAUACAUGAAGUACCCUCUUGUGAUCACAUUUCAUAAGUUCUUAUUGAUGCUUGAUGGAACCAUAGGUUCUUCCUACUUUGAUAGGUUCCAUUUGAAGUGGGAGCUGUUUGAAGAUAGAAGUUUGACGUCAAUUGCUCGACAAACUUUCAUAAGAGAGAAGGAGGUUAACUAUGACCGUUUCUAUAGCUUGUAUUGGCCUCACUUCAAUACUCAAUUGACCAAGGAUUUUGAUCAUUCAAGGGUGUUUACUGAAAUACUUUCUCAUAUAAAAGGAGGGUUGAAAGCAGGGGACUUUCAUGAUGGAAAACUCAGCAAAGAGGCUUAUUGUUCAAUGUCCGAAUCUCGAGUCUCCACUAUAAGUGCAGAGAAAAGAGAGAAAAUAUAUGCUAUUUUUCAGGAUUAUGAAAAGAUGAAGAUCGAACGUAGUGAAUAUGAUAUAGCUGAUUUGGUUAAUGAUAUUCAUAUUCGGCUAAAGUAUCAGCAUCUCGAUGGUGACAAAGUAGAUUUUGUAUAUAUUGAUGAAGUUCAAGAUCUCACAAUGAGACAAAUAGCACUUUUCAAAUAUAUUUGUAGAAAUGUUGAUGAGGGCUUUGUUUUCUCGGGUGAUACAGCACAGACCAUUGCUAGGGGGGUAGAUUUCAGGUUUGAAGACAUUAGGAAUCUAUUUUAUAAUGAGUUUGUCAUGGAUUCAAAGGGUGAUGAAGUUGUUGGAAGAAAAGAUAAAGGACAUCUAUCACGUGUUUUUCAGUUGCUUCAAAACUUUAGAACGCAUGCUGCUGUGCUCAAACUAGCACAGAGUGUAAUUGAUUUGCUUUGCCAUUAUUUCCCUCAAUCCGUUGAUUUCUUGAAACCCGAGACCAGUCUUAUAUAUGGUGAGGCUCCUGUGUUGUUGAAGCCUGGAGCCGAUGAAAAUGCAAUUAUAUCUAUUUUUGGGAAUAGUGGUAGUAUUGGAGGAAAAAUAAUAGGUUUUGGUGCAGAGCAGGUCAUAUUAGUGCGGGAUGAAUCUGUGAAGAAGGAAAUCUCUGGCUGUAUUGGAAGGCAAGCACUUGUCUUGACUAUUGUUGAAUGCAAAGGUUUGGAAUUUCAGGAUGUACUGCUGUAUAAUUUUUUUGGGUCAUCACCACUCAGAAAUCAGUGGAGAGUGGUAUAUGAGUUCAUGCAAGGACAAGGCUUAGUAGAUAUAUCCUUCCCAAGUUUCUGUGAAGCACGACAUAGUCUCUUGUGCUCUGAACUAAAGCAGCUUUAUGUUGCUAUCACUCGAACAAGGCAAAGGUUAUGGAUUUGUGAAAGUAUAGAAGAAUUUUCCAAGCCUAUGUUUGACUACUGGAGAAGGUUGUGUCUAGUGGAAACAAGGGAAAUAGAUGAUUCACUUGCACAAGCUAUGCAAACUUCUAGCACUCCAGAGGAGUGGAAGUCAAGGGGAGUGAAGCUCUUCUGGGAGAAGAAUUAUGAGAUGGCAAUCAUGUGCUUCGAAAAAGCAGGAGAAAGGAAUUGGGAGAAAAGGGCGAAGGCAGCUGGAUUUAGGGCAGCUGCUGAGCGAAUUCAUGAUUCUAAUCCCAAAGAGGCUUGCACCUACCUACGUGAGGCGGCUGAAAUAUUUGACUCUAUUGGAAGGUUUGAGUCGGCAGCAGAAUGUUUUUAUGAUUUGAGGGAGUAUGAACGGGCAGGACAAAUUUAUUUGGAGAAGUGUGGAAACUCCGAACUGAUAAAAGCUGCCGAGUGUUUUACAUUGGCUAAAUGCUAUGAGCAGGCUGCAAGAGUUUAUGCAAAAGGCAAUUAUUUCUCAGAAUGCUUGUCUGUUUGCACCAAAGGAAAAUGCUUUGACUUGGGUUUGAAAUAUGUCGAGUACUGGAAACACGAUGCUGCUCAGUGUAGUACCGCGGGGAAAAGAGCGGAGGAAAUUGACCAAAUUGAGGGGGAGUUCCUGGGGAAAUGCGCUUUUAAUUAUUUUGAGCUCAACGACAGAGGAUCCAUGAUGAAAUUUGUGAAAGCAUUCCCUUCAAUAGACAUGAAGCGCAAUUUCUUGAAGUCUGUGGGGUGCCUUGAUGAGCUGCUGUUAUUAGAGGAACAACUAGGAAACUUCACUGAAGCUGCAGAAAUUGCCCAGCUGGAAGGGAAUAUUCUUCGUGAAGCCGACAUAACAGGGAAGGCUGGGCAUUUUGACAAGGCAUCUUCUCUCGUUCUUGUAUAUGUUCUCUCUAACUCUCUGUGGAUCUCGGGAAAUAAAGGCUGGCCUUUGAAGUCGUUCCCAGAAAAGAAGGAGCUUUUGGGAAAGGUCACGUCAUUUGCGAAGCUUGGAUCCAACUUUGAGACCACACACACUGUGGUUAAAGUUUUAUCAAAUGAGUCAAGUGACUGGUCUGGCUUGAAGAACAUUUUCAUUGCGUCUCAGAAAUGUGAAAGUCUAAUCGGUCAAUUUUUGGGUUGUAGGAAAAUAUUGGAUGUUCAUUUUGAAAAUAAUGCGGCAAAGUAUGUUUGGGAUGAUUUAUCUAUCAUACAGAGUUCAGAAGAAUUGAUUACAUGCAGCCAAGUCAGUGUCAGAACACUACUUCACUUUUGGAAUUUGUGGAAGAAGACUAUCUUUGAUCUUCUUGAAUCUCUUCAGGGCCUUGAGAUAGAAGACUUUGGUGAAUAUAACAGCUUUUGUAAUUUCUGCCUAAGUUUCUUUGGUGCUAGGCAGCAAUUGAAUGAUCGCAAUGUUACAUAUGCACUGUUGCAUCCUGCCGCUGAGUGGGUUAAAAAAAUUCACCAAAGUUUCAUCAGACGGAGCAAAAAGGUGGUAUUUGUUGAUGCUCGGCAUUUUAUUUAUGCCGCUCGACAUCAUUGGCACACCGAAUUAUUUAUUGUUGGUUUGAAGGUUCUGGAAACUCUUGAAUCCAUCUAUAAAUCGGCUGCAACUUCAAUGUCUCUUUUCCGGCAAAGCAUGUGCCUUCUGAAUAUAUAUGAGAUUGCAAAAUUUUUAAGUAAGUCUAAGGACCUUGAUUCUAAGAGUUUUGAGUGGAAAAUACGGAAUUUCUUGACACUGUCUACCGAAUACUUUGAAAAAGCCUUCCCCCUCGACCCACGACAAUCAUUGGUAGAUAAUAUGAUUUCUCUAAGGAGAAAAGAGCUUUCCCGUGACUUGCUGCAAGAAUUCAUCCAUCAAGAUAUUAACACCAAAGGUCUUUUGAGCUAUGGACAGGUUGGAAGGGUGGUGAUGAUAUGGCUUGCCUCUGGAAAACCUUCUCAAGAUUUGUACAAGAAAAUUGUUGGAAGAGUUCCAACAAAAUCAUGGAAAUCAUUCAUGGAAAUUCUCAGCUGCAUUAAAGAAACGGAAGAAUCUCAGUCAGGCAAUGCUUGUGGAGGCAAAACUUCCGAGUCUCAUGAAGUUUUUUCAUCAAGCAAUGAAGCUAAGGAAUUUACAUUAGUUCAGCUAUUCUGUGAAGCAUUACAAGAUACCUAUAAUGUGAACUGGAUCAGACUAAAUGACUAUAUCUCCCCUGGUUGUUUCUUGUAUCUUGUUGAGCGCUUUUUGAUUUUGGUGUCACAGUGUCAGGGAUUUUUUUUCACUACAAAAUCUUCAUUGGUGGAAUGGCUGAUUUCUGAGCAAUCUGAGGUCCUACCCCCUUCCAAGGUUGCCAUAAACAGGCAGUCGUUGGAAAAUUUUCAUCAUUUUGUUCUUAUGGUGGUACAACAAUUCAUUUCCAAUAAACAUGGUACAUGUCAGUGGAUUCACCAAAUGAAAAUCAGCGUUGAUGCAUACUAUAAGCUAUUGGUUAUGAGAUUGGUUGUUAUCCUAUGCUGCUUGUGUGUGAACAGUGGGAAAUACUAUGAUGUUCUUUUCCAUGUGCUCAGAAACAAUGAUGUUAGGAACCAGCUUCCAAAGAAUUUCUAUGGCAUUCUUCUACCAGGAAUAAAGCGGAAGUACAUUCAGAUCAGUGAAAUUGGCAAAGCUUUUCAAAUUGCCGGAGAUCCUCUUUUGUUGGUCAACCUGAGUGAGAAUACUACCAGGAACUAUUCUAAUGUCAUUCAUGUGCAGUUGGGAACAAACUGCAAUAUAGAAGGCAUUAUUCACUCGCUGUUUCCGGCUAGAAAUGUGUCGCAAGCUCCUACUUCCACAGUUCCAAAAGUCAUGACUAAUCCAUUUGCUACAUCUCCCUCGAAUCAUGGUGACCAACCGGAGAAUUUGACAAUGCCAUUUUCGGAAGUCUCUCCUCCGUCACAGAAGAAUCUGCAACAAGUGAAUUGGGACUUGUUUCGGGAAGUAUCUGAUUUUUUGAAGCUUAUGGGCAGUGACAAUAAUGGAACUACCUCCGCUGUUGCUCAGAGGAUGAAGGAGGAAAUAAAUAUGCACAUAAAUUUCUUGACUACUGCCAUGGAGAAGCCUUAUACUGGUGAGGACAUGAUUGAGGAAGUGCGAAGUAUGCUUCAGGAGCUGCAACAGCUCCAUUCAUUGUUGGAUACGAGUAACUCGGAAGUAGGAAACGCUGAACAACUGUUGAAGAGCUUGCUGUCAAGAAAGCCCAAGGUUGAAGCUUUAUUGAAUCUGAACAUUGUACCAGCAACAGAGAAGGAUUGUGAGGAAAAAGGCGAUACAGUGUAUGGUGAAGUCGAGAAGAUUGAGUCGCCAUCUGUCACCACCAAUUCUGAAAGCAAUGCUGAAAGGAAGCAGCCAGAGAAAGUGAAGGGCAAGUCCAAGAGAUCCAAAAAGGGAAAAGGAAAGAGGAAGUAAACUUUAUUGUAUGCAUAAGUGUGUUUCGAGCUCCUAAACUUUGUACAUUAUUUAAUGCUCCUUUAAUUAUUGCUGAAAUGGACAUGGUUUAAUGAAAUGAUUAUUUAGCCUCUGUUGGGAUGGUCGUUACCCAUGAUUUCAUAAUGUACAGUAUGGUAUUGUAUAAUAUAAUAUGGUGUUGUGUCGUAUUGCAUUAUAGUAAUGAAUACAAUGUUUGGAUGAACUG